Syngnathus acus (greater pipefish) is the source of this 1780-nucleotide messenger RNA. RefSeq names its product cell growth regulator with ring finger domain 1 (gene cgrrf1). Gene Ontology annotation, biological process: negative regulation of cell growth. Bases 226 to 1122 code for a protein of 298 amino acids. The record is from RefSeq and is a predicted model, not a curated record. The transcript has 7 exons. NCBI's taxonomy places the organism in Eukaryota, Metazoa, Chordata, Actinopteri, Syngnathiformes, Syngnathidae.
ACGGUUUCACGUAAAUCCGCCAUGUUUAUUACUCGGAGAGACUUUUGUAGUCCAAACAACUCAAGGUGUUUUCGUUUCAUUGAGGGUUCAGUUCCUUCAAUCUACGGAAACGACGGACACAGUAAAUAGGUGUGUAUGCACUUUUAAAAAUGUAUGGAGUGAAAUGUUGAAGGGGGGGCAGCACUCCCCCCCACCCGCACCUCUUCUCCACCUUCGCAUUCAUCAAUGUCAAGGGUUGGUUUUGAUGUCCCAGUUAUCUUGCGUAGCUCUGAUGACACCGAGUCCAUCCUACCUACUCCCGAAAAGCAAAUGGUUCAAGUGACAAAUCCUUUUUCCCUCGAGAUGGGUUCUGGAUCCGCAUCUGUUGCAAAUGGUGUGUGGUUGAAGCCAUAUUGUUUGGAGCCGUGUAUCUUGAGCUGUUUCUGGGGUUGUGAUGUCAGUGCCCUGCAGCGAGCAUUGCAGGCCCACCAGGGUGUCACCAGGUUGAGCAACCCCCAGCAUUUCCGGGAGGCGUUACACGGCUUCUAUCAUCACUGCCAGAGCAUCUAUAUCAGGAGUGAAGACAGAGAAGAACGCUUCACUUGUAUUCCACCUGAACAGGCACUCUCAGAUUUUGGCCCAUUGCCCAGACAACGCUAUCCUCUCGUGGCUGUGUUGACCUUGGCGGAACAAGAAGCUCGAGACACAUAUAAUAUUGUGGCCAGUGUCACUGUAAUUCAUGUACCUGAUAAUAAAUACAACCUGUCCUCAAGGAUUCUCUUCCAACACCUUCUCACCUCACAGGGGAACAUGUACGAAUUAAAAGCUCUUUUUAUGUCAGCUAAUAGCGGUGGAGAAUCUGGUCAUCCUACCGACCCGAUUGUCCGUCCCAGUGAGCCUGAGGAGGAAGAAGAGACUGGAAAAGAGGUAGAGGAUGAGGAAGAUGAUAAAGGCUUGUCAGAGAGACAGGGCAGAGACUGUGUAGUGUGUCAAAAUGCAGCUAUCAAUAGAGUGUUGCUGCCUUGUAGACAUGCUUGUGUGUGUGACAGUUGUUUUUCACACUUUUCACACUGUCCCAUAUGUAGAGCUUUCAUUCAGGAAUCAUUUGCCCUGACUCUUGGUUCUGCUGCAUUUGAACAAUGAAUUACAUAAUGCAAAGUAAACCCAAAACAAAUUAGUGUCACUAUAUUGGAAUUAUUUGAUAUCAUUUAGGUAUUGCUUUUCUAUGAACAUGCUAAUGAAAACCUAGUGAGUAAAUUAAGAUAAGGCUGUAAUAUUUAUGAUAGAACUUUAUUGGGAUUGAGACUGUUUUUAUAAAUAUUUUGUGCUAUUUGUGUAGUGAAUACACAGCUGUAAAUUAGUUCGCAUUCUGCCUCCUCCAGCAGUGUUAUGUUCAUUUAUGUCUGAAUUAGUCAGCCCCGACUGACAACUGAAUAAUUGAGCUGGGAUAGGCACCAGCAACCCUGUGAUCAAGUACAGAAAAAGGAUGACGCCUUAUAGUUGAAUGUAUAACCAGUAUGAUGCAUUAUUUAUUAACCACAGUCAAAUCGUAUUCAACUCCCAUUUUUUUUAUUCCAGGUUGGAGAUCUGUUUAAUUCGUUAAAUUGUCAGUAGUGAGUUGACGCAAAAAUACUAUUUAUCUUGCGCAUUCAUAAGUUUGAUGCCGGGUUCUGUUGUAUUUACUGUCGUUGGACAAAAACAUUCAUUUGCACUGAAAACAAUGAUGUUAAUUUUAAACUGUUUCAAAUAAAAGCGAAAUUAUACAUUAAAAUCUAUGGAAGAGGAAAAGAAAUAAGAGAUG